Molecule: messenger RNA, 216 nt
Organism: Fusarium venenatum
Lineage: Eukaryota; Fungi; Ascomycota; Sordariomycetes; Hypocreales; Nectriaceae
Source: RefSeq, a predicted model, not a curated record
AUGAGCUGCAAUGACGAUGUUGGCUCCAUCUUCAGCCCAGACCGUGGAGUCAGACGUCAGAAGCAAGAUGAAACCCUCUAUACUUCGAUAAAGGUCGCGAUUGGGAAACCAGCAGUGCAAGAUCGAAAGCCCGUACCAUUGACUGCUCGAACUUGUCCAAAUGCAGGCUUCCGCCAUGGUGCACUCAGUUCCUGGAACCGUGACAUUUAUGCUUAA